Molecule: messenger RNA, 1078 nt
Organism: Cuscuta campestris
Lineage: Eukaryota; Viridiplantae; Streptophyta; Magnoliopsida; Solanales; Convolvulaceae
Source: the annotation of a GenBank genome assembly
AUAUAUUGUUUAGGAACUCCUUCCUCCAUGUAGGAGGUAAAUCCCAACAGAAGGAAACAUGGAUAAGAGUCCACUAGACAUGAGAUCGACCUUUGAUCAGGAAGUUAUAGAGGAAGAAAAAAUGGAUACGAUACCACUGAAUCCACUGAAUAUAUGGUCGACAGUGGAUCAGGAAGCCAAAGAAUUUUACAAUUUUGAUGAGAACACUGAGUUCAGUGAUGAAGACUUCAGAGAAUUGAUAGAUGAGCGUGAAGUUGUUGUUGUCAAGGGCGGAGGAGGGGGGCAUUCCUGGGCAAGAUCCCCCCGAUGAAAUUCUAGCGAAAUGGGAUUAGGGUACCCAAUCGGUGAUGGGAGGCCAGAUUUGCCCCCUAGAUCUGUCGCCGCGAAGAACUCCAUGCCUGCACAGCUUCCCCCGAUCGAAGAAGAAGGUCUGAUGCCAGAAAAAAAAAAUUAGAAAACGAAACGACGUCGUUUUGUGAUUGAGUUUAAAAAAAAACCCAUUGACUCAGCCCAACAAUCCACGCGGCCCAGUGGCCCAAAUUUCCAAAUAGCAAAUGCCCAAAAAACAAAAAAAUAAGGAUGAGAGGAUGAGGUCAUGACUCAUGAGGAUCCAACAAAUAAAAAAACGAAGGAUUAAUCGCCACUCCAACGAAAGCAACGAAACCAGAAGUCUAGAACUCCAGACCAGAUUCCAGAAGGCUGUUGAAGGAUCGAAAGUCAAAACCAGAAGGCUGAAGGCAGAUUCUAUUCUUGAGCUCUUUUUCGGUGCUUCUUCAUCUAAUCAUCAAAUCUUCUCUAGGUUCAACAAAAACCGAAUUCCACAUAUCAGCCUACUUAUGAAAUCAAAUUAUGCAAUUCAACCAAUUCAACAACAACUUGCUCAAUAAUUGAAGAAAAACUAGUUGAAUCAAUUCUCAUUCAUAAGGGAUUUAAUAUAAACAUAAAAAACCCAUAAAGAACACCAACCAUUUUUGGAAUUUUUGGAACAAGCUCACAAAUAAAAAAAUGUAAAAAUUAAACUAAAAUCAACACUUUACAAAGAAUUGGAGAAAAAAUUGAAGAAAUAACAUAUAGGGUU